Strigops habroptila (Kakapo) is the source of this 1188-nucleotide messenger RNA. Its product is annotated as interferon regulatory factor 8-like. The record is from RefSeq and is a predicted model, not a curated record. The coding region runs from base 1 to 1188 and encodes 395 amino acids. Gene Ontology annotation, molecular function: RNA polymerase II cis-regulatory region sequence-specific DNA binding; protein binding; DNA-binding transcription factor activity, RNA polymerase II-specific. The transcript has 8 exons. Gene Ontology annotation, cellular component: nucleus. Lineage: Eukaryota; Metazoa; Chordata; Aves; Psittaciformes; Psittacidae. Gene Ontology annotation, biological process: regulation of transcription by RNA polymerase II; immune system process.
AUGUGUGACCGCAAUGGCGGGUGGAGGCUCCAGCAGUGGCUCACUGAGCAGAUUGACAGUGAGAUCUACCCUGGGCUCAUCUGGGAGAAUGAGGAGAAAACAAUGCUCCGCAUCCCAUGGAAACAUGCUGGGAAGCAGGACUACAACCAGGAGGUGGAUGCUUCUAUUUUCAAGGCCUGGGCUGUUUUCAAAGGCAAGUUCAAAGAAGGUGACAAAGCAGAGCAAGCCACGUGGAAGACGCGGUUGCGCUGUGCUUUGAACAAGAGCCCUGACUUUGAGGAGGUGACAGACAGGUCCCAGCUGGACAUCUCUGAGCCCUACAAGGUCUACAGGAUUGUGCCAGAGGAGGAACAGAAAUGCAAAGCAGGCAUUGCCAAUGGGAGCAGCCUGAAUGAUGUCAUGGAGAUGGACUGCAAUUCUUCUACAAUCGAUGACCUCAUUAAAGAGCCCCCUUGCAUAGAUGAAUACCUGGGGAUCAUCAAGAGAAGCCCCUCACCACCCCAGGAGACCUGCAGAAACCCCCCAAUACCUGACUGGUGGGUGCAGCAGCCCAACCCUGCACUGCCCUUGAAUGGAUACUCCAGCUAUGAGCAGCAUCAUUCAGGUUAUUCCCAGAUGGUGAUCAGCCUCUUCUAUGGUGGGAGGCUGGUGGGCCAUAUCACCACCUCAUGCAGCAAGGGCUGCUGGCUCUUGCUCAGCCAGCCCUCCAGCCACAGUGAGAAGCUCUAUACCCUGGAGCAUGCGCAGUUCCCCUCUACUGAUGCCAUCCAGAAUGACCGCCAGAAGUGGAUCACCAGGAAGCUCUUCAGGCACCUGGAGAGGGGUGUCCUGCUGCACAGCAACAAGCAGGGCAUCUUCAUCAAGAGGCUGUGCCAGGGCAGGGUUUUCUGGAGUGGGAAUACCAUGGUCUACAAGGACAGGCCCAACAAACUGGACCGGGAUGAGGUGGUGAAGAUAUUUGACACCAACUUAUUCUUCAGAGAGCUGCAGCAGUAUUAUAACAACCAGGGCCGCUUCCUGGACAGCAGAGUCAUGCUGUGCUUUGGAGAGGAGUUCCCGGAUACAGUGCCACUGCGGUGUAAGCUCAUCCUUGUCCAGGUGGAGCAGCUGUGUGUCAGGCAGGUGGUGGAGGAGGCUGGCAAAACCUGCAGCAGCAGCCCCAUGCUCCCCAUAGCUGGUGAGACAUAG